This is a messenger RNA of Scutellospora calospora, 879 nucleotides long. The record is from the annotation of a GenBank genome assembly. NCBI's taxonomy places the organism in Eukaryota, Fungi, Glomeromycota, Glomeromycetes, Diversisporales, Gigasporaceae.
AUGGCCACGGGGCCGUCAUAUAUUCGUAAAGGAAUAGCCUCUCAAGAGGAACCGAGUUCUGUAACAAAUUACGCGGCAGUUCAAGAAUUCGGCUCAAGAUAUGCUAUCAGAUUUUCUGUACCUCCAUUAUAUUGUAGCACUGAAAACCCAAUAAAAGUUUUUUUAUAUGUUGAUGGUGAGUAUGAUUAUUCUUACACGGAUAUUAAUCCAACCAAGCUAGGUGAGACGAGGACGUGUUUUUGGAGUAAAAGUAGAGAUAAGAUAUAUUACUUUAAAUUUGAUCCGACUAUUUGGUCAGAAGAAAAAUAUGGAAUAAAUAACUCCUCAAAUCAAAAAACUUAUCCUUUUGGAGGACCUGGAGCAGUAUCAGCAUAUUUUUAUCGAGCAGAACGCGUCCCAUGGAAUGUUUCACCACCACCAGACUAUAGUGUUGAACCAGCUAUUAUUCCAGAGAAUAAUGAUACAAGAUCUAUAAAGUUGUCAACACAAUAUGAUGUUCAACGAGUAUCAAAUCCGUCAAUUACAAGAUUCGAUACUUAUUUACAAGAGAAAGGAUAUCCAAUAGCAGUACUUCAUCUUCAUUAUCGUGCAGCAGCUUGGCUAAGAGCACGCGGACAUGAUGUCCCAUUUCCUCAUUCUCCUAAUCGAUUUACAACGAUCACUAACGAUACGAAUUUUGCAUCAACAUCACAACAUAAUGAUGUUAAACAAGAAAUGAUAGAGAUUAAAGAAGAGCCAGAUGAUGAAGUUGAAAUCCUUAGUGUUAGGAGACGAUCUAGGAAUGAACGAAUUCGUGAGGUUAUUGUUAUUAGUUCAGAUGAUGACGACGAAAAGCCACAAGUUAAAAAGAUAAGAAAUAAUAAUUAUACUUCAUAUUGA